Phasianus colchicus (ring-necked pheasant) is the source of this 385-nucleotide messenger RNA. Lineage: Eukaryota; Metazoa; Chordata; Aves; Galliformes; Phasianidae. The record is from RefSeq and is a predicted model, not a curated record.
GUCUUUUCCAACCAUGGUGGUUCUGUGACUCAUGAACUGCUCUCUGUCUGACCAGGCUCCGAAUGCAGUGAGCUGAGGAAGAAAAGGCGCUGUGUGCCCUGCAUGGCUGUGUGUGCAGUGCCAUGGAUCCUUGUUUCGGUGCUGGUGUCCCUGAUAGCGCUCCGGCAUCCGUCGUGCUCACCUCGCCCACACUUCUCCCACGUCUGCCCCAACGCCUGGCUCAGUUUCCAAGGGAAAUGCUUUUAUUUCUCGGACAACGAGAGUGACUGGAACAGCAGCAGGGAGCACUGCCAGCGCCUCGGAGCUGCCCUGGCCACCGUGGACACGGAGGAGGAGGUGGUGAGAGCGGGGCGUGAGUGCCAACACGGGGGUGGGAAACCCACAC